Messenger RNA from Papilio xuthus (Asian swallowtail), 1436 nucleotides. RefSeq names its product GRIP and coiled-coil domain-containing protein 2-like. Gene Ontology annotation, biological process: abscission; mitotic cytokinesis checkpoint signaling. Gene Ontology annotation, cellular component: cleavage furrow; centrosome; midbody. The transcript has 7 exons. The coding region runs from base 178 to 1293 and encodes 371 amino acids. NCBI's taxonomy places the organism in Eukaryota, Metazoa, Arthropoda, Insecta, Lepidoptera, Papilionidae. The record is from RefSeq and is a predicted model, not a curated record. Gene Ontology annotation, molecular function: phosphatidylinositol-3-phosphate binding; metal ion binding.
UUAAAUGACAUUAAAGCAACAAUCAUAAAUAUUAUAAAUCCAAUCAAAAAAAAUUAAACCACUUAAAAAGAGUCUUUGUCAUAUUCUUCAACAAUUGCAAGCAUUGACAUCUUUUGUGUGAUGUCUACCUGAAUAUUUUAGAAUUAAUCUAUUGUUUUGCAUUUUAAAAAUAAAGAAAUGGCUUGCAAUUCUUGCUUUAAAGCCUUUUCUAUAUUUCGACAAGAAAAAGGUUGCCCAAAUUGUGGAUUUAGCUUUUGUUCAAAAUGUUUGAACUACAAAAUGUUUGUAAAAAAAUUGAACGAAGAAAGGAAGGUUUGUCUUAAAUGCUCACGUCUAUCAAUGAAUAAACCAGAUAAGGCACGUGUUAUUCCUACUGAUGCUUACAACAGGAAUGCUUUAUCCAAAGACAAUACAAGUACUUCUAAACAAAAUGAUAAUGUUGAAACCAAUAGGAUUGAUGAAGAAAUUAAAGAAAGAUUAAACAAAUUAAAACAAACUGCUUCAUCAAAUACUGAAGUUAGUAAUAAGGAUAUAGCAGAAAGAUUACAGAAAUUAAAGGAAGACUCUGUGAGUUCUAAUGAUGUUAAAUUACACCCAAGUUUGACUACAGCAGGUGGUUCGUCUGUUACAGUGUUGAAUGUCAAGAAGAAAAGAAGUGAACAAGAGGAAGUUAAUGAUUUACUGGUGGAGCUGGAGGAGAAAUCUAAAAUUGACACAAAAUACAGUAAAGAUUUUGAAAAUAAACUUUCCGAAAUUGAGAUGAGACUGCAGAAAUUAAGAAGUUCCAAUACAAAUACGGACAUAGUUGAACAAACAUUAAAAAGAAAUAUACCAGAUAAUGAACAAACAGCACCUAGCCAGAUUUUAGGCAAGCCAAUAAAAACUGAGCAAGAAGAACUUAAUGAUCUUUUGAAAGAACUAGAAGAGGAAUCAAAAAUUGAAGCUCAGUAUUGUGAUGAUUUUGUAAUGAAACUCAAUGAUCUUGAGAAGAGGUUAAAUAACUUAAAAAAAACCCAACCGAGUACAGAUGAAGAUGUCCAAAAAUUGAAAAAUAAUAACGAUGAACAAACUGUCUUAAGGCAAAUUCUUGAAAAGAUACAAAUGGAUGUAAGCAACAAAGAUACAGAAGGGAUUUCUCCAGAUUUAAAUGACGAGUUGCCAUUUUGUGAAAUAUGCAAUGAGGAUGCCAAAGUUCGUUGUAAGGGAUGCAAAUACUUGUUCUGUAUAAGAUGUUUCAUUGAACAUAAAGAUGAAGAUUGUAAUGAAUAUGAAAUUUAUAAUGCACCAAAAUAGACUACACUUUGUAUACCGUAACUUGUUAUAAUAUUUAAAGCUUACAUUGUAUUUAAUCCUGUUAUACUAUGUAUAAAAGCGCUUAUUGUAAAUGUACCGAUCUCGCUUAUUUAUACUUUUAUUUUUAAUAUGUUAAAUACAAA